Messenger RNA from Caenorhabditis elegans, 1427 nucleotides. RefSeq names its product Protein Wnt-2 (gene cwn-2). Gene Ontology annotation, cellular component: extracellular region. The coding region runs from base 60 to 1142 and encodes 360 amino acids. Gene Ontology annotation, biological process: Wnt signaling pathway; cell morphogenesis; generation of neurons. The transcript has 6 exons. The record is from RefSeq and is marked reviewed. Gene Ontology annotation, molecular function: signaling receptor binding. NCBI's taxonomy places the organism in Eukaryota, Metazoa, Nematoda, Chromadorea, Rhabditida, Rhabditidae.
UUUCAGAAUCAUUCGAAAAAUCAAAUAGAGUCACGAACGACGUUUCGUCUUUUUCACUGAUGAUUCCACGGAGAAGUUGUUGGCUCAUACUUCUUCUUAAUUUAUUAAAUGUUCAAUCAUUAUUAGAUGCUUCUUGGUGGUCAACAGUUGCACAAUUGUCAACUGCUUUAGCAGGGCAUAACGUGAAGCCUGUAUGCGAAUUACCCGGACUUUCGCCUGGUCAAGCUCAAGUAUGUGAGCUUUUCAAAGAUCAUAUGCCAGCUGUGAGCAUCGGAGCACAAAAUGCUAUUCAGGAAUGUCAACGACAAUUCACAGGUCAUCGAUGGAAUUGUUCAACACACUACAGUACAGGAAUGCUUGGACCAAUUCAUAAAAUGGCAACACGAGAAGCUGCAUUCACAUACGCAAUUCUAUCAGCUGGAGUUACACAUGAAAUUGGAAGACGGUGCAAACAGGGACUUUUAACUUCAUGUGGAUGCUCUGAUGAGACUAAACCAAAAAAUGUUCCAACAGAUUGGAGUUGGGGUGGAUGUGGAGAUAAUGUUGAAUAUGGUUACAAGUUUUCGAGAGAUUUUAUUGAUAUUCGAGAGAAAGAACACGAUCCAAAGAGAAAUCACGAUAACGGUAGAAGUUUAAUGAAUCGAAGAAAUAACGAAGCUGGAAGAAAAAUUUUGAAACGUCAUCGAAAACCAAAAUGCAAAUGCCAUGGAGUUUCGGGUGCGUGCAACAUGAAAACCUGUUGGAUGCAACUUCCUUCGAUGGAACAAGUCGGAAAAAUCUUGAGGAAUAAAUAUGACAAAGCAAUCAGAGUUCAGAUCAAUGAUAGAGGAAAUUUGCAACUUCUAGCAGAUGAAGCUACAAAAGAAAGAAAAACAAGAGCAUUGCCAACGGAUUUAGUAUUUAUGGAUGAUUCACCUGAUUACUGUAGAUUUGAUCGACAUUCUGGAACGUUAGGAACUGAAGGAAGGGUUUGCAAACGUGGCUCGGGUGGAGCUGAAGGCUGUGAUAGCUUGUGCUGUGGACGAGGAUAUAAUACCUACACUCAAGAAGUAAAAUCAAAAUGUAAUUGCAAAUUUGAAUGGUGUUGCAAAGUGGUAUGUCAAACUUGCAAUAAUGUGACACAAGUGGAUAUUUGUAAAUAAUUUUUCUUUAAAUUUAUUCUCCUCUCAAACUCAGGAUUUUUAAAACUGUUUUCUCUUUGAACUCUUCCGAAUCCCGCCAAAUCUUAGCCCGUUUGCUCAAUUACUUAUGCACUUGAAUUCGAAACACUCACAACUUUCAAUCAAUCACAAAUAUUUCCUGUUACAUUCCUCAUUUCUCAUUUUUCUGUUGAUUUUCUGAAAUUUAGAGUUGUCUUGGCAACAAAAUCAAAAAGAAACUAAUCAAUAAUGUAUUUAUUUCAACAAAUAAACAACUUAAAUACAAUU